GGUACGAAUGCCUUCGAUAUUGCGGCCCCCGACUUGACGAAUGCGACGAUUGAAAACUUUACGAGCCCGUUCUUCAUUUUCCAGAUCACCUGCACGCUCCUCUGGAUGCUCGACUCUUACUGGUAUUACUCGCUUUUCACCUUCGCGAUGCUAGUGCUUCUGGAAGUGCAGUUCGCGGCAAGGCGGGUCGACGAUAUGGCGCUCCUGCGUGAACAGAUGGUCUUCCCAGAGCGCCCAGUCCUAGUCUAUAUUCCAAAUUCCGUAAUAACUGGGAGUGGCUCGUCGUCCGGAUCCUGGCAAUUGACGAGCAGUCGGGCACUCCUACCGGGUUACAUUACUGUACUGCUGGCAAACAAGACUGCUCCACAACAAGCUGAUGUGUUGCUGUUACAAGAAUCAGCAUGUCUUUGCGACGAGAGUAUGCUGACCGGGGAAACACUUCCGCAAGCAAAAACGAGCUAUACCGGAAACUCAACAAUAAACGUGGGAGAAUUACAACAAGAGCAACGAGAAUCUCCCACUCCAUCAAACGUAGGCGAUCGUCAAAACCUCAAUUACCGCGAUGACUUUCAUACCAGAUUCGAGAGUUUGUACCUCCCGCUGAAGAAUGAGCACAAGGCUGACACAGGAGACAUUCUUCAGGAGAAAAAGUCAGCUGAUCCAGAUUCGGUUUUCGGAAAAGGGCACAUUGUCUAUUCGGGCACAAAGAUUGUGCACGUACUAAGCGGAGCUGAACAAGGUCGACAACCCGCUGGUGUACAUUUACCCCCAGAACAUCUUCUUAAAAGACUGCACGCAUUGACGGCUCAGCUGGAGGAGGUUGAGAGGAUGCAGCGACGAGCUGCAGCCAUUGAAUUCGACCAUGUUAUAGGGUUACCAGUUCCUGCUCAUGAGAGGGAUUUGUAUCUUAAUGGACAAACCAUAACGGCAGAGCAAGAGCAUCAAGAGGGCCUUUCCUCCACUGCUGCAUCCAUGAGAGGAACACCAGGACAGGCAAAAGAAGAUGAGGCAUACGCUCUGGGUAUGGUCUUGCAUACGAGCUACGACACGAAGCAGGGGUCCCUCAUCCGGACCAUAGUCUCCAACGCGGAGCGGGCGACCCUUGAAACGUCACAGUCAGAGCUCUACUACUUCCUUGCGAUACUUUUGGUAUUCGGAAUUUGCUCCUGUUGUUUCCUCCUCUGGGACGGGCUCGUAUGGUACCCGGAAAAUCACAGUAAGACGGCGAACGCAGCUUUGGAGAAGUGGUGGAAGGAACAGGGCUGUGGCGGUCCUGUUGCAGAAAUAGGUUCAAGUUCAACAGGACUAGACGUCGAAGGAGGACUCGAGCAGGCUCGAUCCGUGUUGCAUCGUGCCCUCCGGACCAGGAUCAAUGAGAAAAAGCCUCUGCCUCCUGGAUCUGGGCAUGUUGCGUUCAAUAGUACGAAAGCAGCAGCAGCAGCAGCAGCACUGGAGGACCAGCACCAGCAGCAAGUUGUGCAAGGAGUAGAGGUAGAGGAGCUAUGGGCGUCAACGUCUGCUUCGUCCUCAACAACUACGACAACAACCACGCCAUCGCGGCUCGAGCAGCACCGAACUCUCCACCUUACUGAGACGCACCGCCAGCUGCGGAGCCUGUGCAACGGCGAUGGCGACGCGUCCUCCAUAUCAUCUUCAGCGGAGGCGUCGAGCUCGAUCAACAGUACUGACGACAACCAUUUCGCUUUGCUAUUAGACAUGCUUCACCGAUCCCAGCCUCGGUCUCAGUGGCGCCUGUUUUUGUCUGUGUCACACGUGAUCACCUCUGCUGUACCACCUGAAUUUCCGACUACUUUGUCCUUCGUCACGAGCCUCUUCCUCGUUGCGUUGCACAAGUUGCGCAUUUUCUGUACCGAAGCACACAGGUUCCAGUACGCAGGAGGCGUCACGACGUGCUGCUUCGAUAAGACGGGAACUCUUAGCAGCUCCGAUUACACUGUGGCGGACGUGGUGAGCGACGUAAAAGUGAAAAAGAGUCGCAGCAAGGAUACUGUUGUGGCUGAGCAACUUGUGGAAACACCCGAAGUGAACGACAUGGACGAGAAAGUAGAAUCUCAGACUGUACUUAAGAAUCAGCAGGUGGAGAGCAAAGAUAAUUCUAACACCAAAAACCCAACUACAGUAAUCGGGGAUUCGCAGAUGGCCCAGCUCGUUCUAGGUGGAUGUAACUCGCUUGUGUACGUUGGUGGUGAAAUUGUCGGAGAUCCUGCAGAGGCGGCCGCUUUGUCGCAUGCUGGCUGGAAGAUAGGACUCGGUGGUGUCAUCACAGAGACGGGCGUGAGCAGAACUGGUCGAAGUUGUGGAAGUAGUGACAACGAACCAGCGACUACAAGCAUGACUGGUCAUGAUCAGAUUCAGAAGGAGAAGGCGAAUGAAGAUUGCAUUUCGACCGCAGGAACGUCAACAACAUCUUCAUUUUCGCAAGUGACGAGGGACCGCAUAGAUGCUGCAGUCGGAGGAGCUUUGAGACUCGGGGGGCUUUUUGCGCCCCUUGCAUCCUCAUCUACUACUAGCUCUGCCGUCUCUACUUCAUCAACACAAGCUGACCCAUCAGUUUCAGUAGCUUUAACAUCUCGCACCAUUCGCAAAAUUACCCAGCACCCAUUCCGGUCAGAGCUACAACGCAUGUCAGUCCUCGUUGAGGUAAUCAAAACAUCCAUAGACCAGAUGGAAACUAAUCUUCGGCAAGCUUCUGAUAAAAAUGCGUCAGGUGCGUCAAAGACCAAAACGAAGAAUAUUAACAACAAACGUCGCGGUGACCGUGACGAUCAUUCCAACAAUUUUAAGAAUAGAAUAUUCAGCAAGAACGACUCCUCUACAGGGCGCCUGCUGAGUCUCGUGAAAGGGUCGCCAGAAAUGCUAAAGGGGCGCAUCGAGUUUGUCAGCAAAGAUGCGGAAAAAGCCUUUGAGAAUAAGGCACAGAAGCUGGCGCGAAAGGGCUUACGGGUCCUUGCGCUGGCUUACAAAGAGUUUCCUCCCUCGACUACACCUUCUGGGACGUCAUCAGGCCCACUAUCUCGAGAAGAUUGCGAAUCUGGCUUAAUUUUCGCAGGUUUCCUGGCUUUGAAAUCACACUUGAAACCACGUACGAGCGAAACUAUUCGAGAGCUCAGACAAACCGGGCAUCGCUGUGUGAUGAUAACAGGCGAUGCUUGCGCCACAGCUUGUCACGUUGCGAAGGAGGCUGGCCUCGCUAACGCGGCUGCGGAGAUGCUAGUACUUGUAGCCAAAGGGAAUACAUUUGUCUGGCGGCGGGAAGCCAGCUCUUUUGUUCCUGGAACAAACAGUUUAGGGCUCAUAUCUUCCUCAGAGGGAGGGCUAGGAGAGGAGCAGGAGGAGCCCUGUUUGCCCUUCGAUACGAUCGAACAGAGUCAUUGUUCUUCUUUGAAUUCUGAUUGUCGUUCCUGGGAGCAGCGGCGAGGAGAAGGCCAACGCCAAGGGGAGAACGAUAAUAAUGAGGCAGGUAGGGCCCCUUAUGCGUUCUGCGUCUCGUUUGCGGAAGUUACCAGUUCAGCAGUACGAAAAGCCGAGAACGGAGCUCUGUGGAAAAAACUGGUGCAACAUGUAACGGUGUUUGCCCGCACAUCGCCUGACGAGAAGAAGACUAUUCUAGACACAUUGAAAGACGAAUGUGGCGAGACCACUUUGAUGAUCGGAGACGGCUUGAAUGAUGUGGGCGCAUUGAAACGCGCCCAUGUCGGCAUUUCUCUAUUGGGAACAUCGACAUCCUCAAGCUCUACAACUACAACGUCAUCAAAUAACACUCAUACGGCUGCACUACUAGGAGCGACUGCGUCGAAAAGCAGUAGCUCAUCAUCAAGGGCGUUGAGAAGAGACAAGCUGGAUUCAGCAUCGUCUGAUGUGAAGACUUCGAAUCCAGCCAGGAGUAAGAAAAGUGGAGCACGGGACAAGCACAAGGAUCAGCAGGAGGAUGAAGAGGAGCUAGACUUAAUGGAAGACUCCGAAGGUUCAAGAGACCCGCACCAGAGGGAACGACGGGGAACCGCAGAGUUGGGAGAAGCCUCGAUUGCCAGUCCAUUCACGUAUCGCGGAGAGAGUGUCAAGUGUGUACCCAAACUUUUGCAGGCUGGUCGCGGGGCUGUUUGCGUGACACUGCAGAUGUACAAGAUUAUGGGCGUCAACAGCAUCGUUUUAGCAUGCGGGCUUUUCGUAGUCACCUUGGAUGGAACAAGGACGGGGGAAGCACAGGCGUUAGUGGAGUCUAUGGCAAUAAGCGCGCUCUUUUUUCUCAUCAGCCGCAGUAAAGUCGAGAAGCUGAGCCGACAACGCCCUGUUGCCUCGCUUUUCAGCUUCAGCUGUCUGGGGAGCAUGAUUUUGCAGAUCACAACACAUUUGGCCUGUCUG
This is a messenger RNA of Amoebophrya sp. A25, 4383 nucleotides long. NCBI's taxonomy places the organism in Eukaryota, Dinophyceae, Syndiniales, Amoebophryaceae. The record is from the annotation of a GenBank genome assembly.